UUACUCGAGUUGGCUAUGAUUACAUAACAUAGUUGUUUCUCUCUUACUCUCUUUUCUGUCUGUUUUUUAUCGAGUUCUAAAGACUGAGCAGGGCAGAUAUUUUUUCAUUAAAUAGCUACAAAUUUACGCAAAAAUGCUGUCCAGAGCUGCUUUUUUAUCAGGACAAACCUCCAAAAGCCUUGUUGCUCUAAGCUCCAGGGCACUUGCCACCACAGCGGCUCAAAAUUCCCCCGACAAUAAGGCCCUAAGACCUGUCAGACAAGAGCCUGGCAAAGUUCGUAUGGGCUUUAUUCCUGAGGAAUGGUUCCAAUUCUUCUACAAAAAAACUGGUGUCACUGGCCCUUACACCUUGGCUUUUACCCUUUCCACCUACCUGGUCAGCAAGGAAAUCUAUGUACUUGAACAUGAAUACUACUCUGGACUUUCCCUUGCCAUCAUGUGGAUUGUUGCUAUAAAAAAAUUGGGACCAGCAUUGGCCCAAUCGUUGGAUAAAGAAGUCGACGAAUAUGAAUCAAACUGGAACCAAAGCAGAGUAGACCAAAAGGGAGCUUUGGAGAGCCAGAUCAAAGACGAAGAAAAAGCGCAAUGGAGUCUUGAAGGACAAAUGCAUUUGGUGGCUGCCAAACGCGAAAACGUUCAGUUGCAAUUAGAAGCUUCCUACAGGGAACGUAUGAUCAGAGCGUACUCCGAAAUCAAGAAACGUUUGGACUACCAGGCCGAGAAGCAAAACAUUGAACGUAGAAUCAACCAGAAGAACUUGGUCGAUUGGGUUGUAGGAAAAGUCAGGGCCUCAAUCACCCCGGAUCAAGAAAAAGCUAACAUAAACAAGUGCAUCUCAGAUUUAGCUCUAUUGUCUAAAGCUUAAAAUUUAUAAGUUAUUUUGUGAUUAAGGAACAUUAAUUUAAAUGUAUAGAAUCAAUAAAUAAAAAUUGUUUUACCUGAUUUCUUUUUAUUCUUACACAGUUUCAACAAUAAACUACAUUACUUUA
Brassicogethes aeneus is the source of this 989-nucleotide messenger RNA. The record is from the annotation of a GenBank genome assembly. Lineage: Eukaryota; Metazoa; Arthropoda; Insecta; Coleoptera; Nitidulidae.